GUCCAUUGCCCCCUCCCCUCCCCUCCAUGGCUUCCCCCUUCUCCCCGGCGUCCGCGCGCGCCGCCUCGCCGGCCCUUUUCGCCGCCUCCACUUCCCGCCCUCUCUUUCUCACCGCCGCCAUCUCAGCCCGGAUUCCGUCCAGGAGGGGAUUCCGCCGUGGCCGCUUCACCGUCUGCAAUGUAGCGGCCCCGACCGCCCCCGAGCAGGACACCAAGGCAAAGGCCGCCAAGGAGAGCCAGCGGCCGGUGUACCCGUUCCCGGCGAUCGUGGGGCAGGACGAGAUGAAGCUCUGCCUGCUGCUCAACGUCAUCGACCCCAAGAUUGGCGGCGUCAUGAUCAUGGGCGACCGCGGCACCGGUAAGUCCACCACCGUCCGCUCCCUCGUCGACCUGCUCCCGGACAUCAGCGUCGUUGUCGGCGACCCUUUCAACUCCGACCCUUACGACCCCGAGGUCAUGGGCCCCGAGGUCCGCAACCGCGUCCUCAACGGCGACACCCUUCCCGUCACCACCACCAAGAUCACCAUGGUUGACCUGCCCCUCGGCGCCACCGAGGACAGGGUCUGCGGCACCAUCGACAUCGAGAAGGCGCUCACCGAAGGUGUCAAGGCGUUUGAGCCUGGCCUGCUCGCCAAGGCCAACAGGGGAAUACUCUAUGUCGAUGAGGUUAAUCUGCUCGAUGACCAUCUGGUGGAUGUUCUGCUGGACUCCGCGGCUUCCGGGUGGAACACCGUGGAGAGGGAGGGCAUCUCCAUCUCCCAUCCGGCGCGGUUCAUCCUCAUUGGGUCUGGCAACCCGGAGGAAGGGGAGCUCCGGCCUCAGUUGCUCGACAGGUUCGGGAUGCAUGCGCAGGUUGGUACGGUCAGGGAUGCUGAGCUCAGGGUCAAGAUUGUGGAGGAAAGGGCCCGCUUCGACAGGGACCCCAAAUCGUUCCGCCAGUCCUACUUGGACGAGCAAGAGAAGCUCCAGGACCAGAUUACAUCCGCUCGGAGCAACCUCGGUUCUGUGCAGCUCGACCACGAGCUUCGCGUCAAGAUAUCCAGGGUCUGUGCCGAGCUGAAUGUCGAUGGACUCAGAGGAGACAUCGUCACUAACAGGGCUGCCAAGGCGCUGGCUGCCUUGAAAGGAAGGGACACUGUCACAGUCGAGGACAUCGCCACUGUUAUUCCCAACUGCUUGAGGCACCGGCUCCGUAAGGACCCUCUCGAAUCUAUUGACUCGGGCCUGCUCGUCGUUGAGAAGUUUUAUGAAGUCUUUGGCUAGAUUAUUCUUGAGGUAAAUGUUUUCCUGUCACAAAGUUGGCAGGAGGCCCUUUGUUUGGCUCUUCAAAAGUAUUAUUUCACCAGAGGCUUCAAACAUUUUAUAUUCUUUAUCUUUUUGUAGCAUGGUGGUAGUGUAGAUUUCAUUCCCCUUUGUCGGGAAUGCAUGUUAUGAGCUGCACAUGGUCCGCGCACAUCACUCUUCCUUGUAGUUAUUGAUGCAACUAAUGGAUUGCACAGAACCGUAUCAAUCACUAAGCUAUGCUUAUACUCUUGUAGAUCUGUUUGAAAAUAUAAAUGAGUUUGAGCC
Messenger RNA from Lolium rigidum, 1568 nucleotides. Its product is annotated as magnesium-chelatase subunit ChlI, chloroplastic-like. The coding region runs from base 27 to 1262 and encodes 411 amino acids. The record is from RefSeq and is a predicted model, not a curated record. Lineage: Eukaryota; Viridiplantae; Streptophyta; Magnoliopsida; Poales; Poaceae. Gene Ontology annotation, molecular function: ATP binding; magnesium chelatase activity; ATP hydrolysis activity. Gene Ontology annotation, biological process: chlorophyll biosynthetic process. Gene Ontology annotation, cellular component: chloroplast stroma. The transcript has 3 exons.